Molecule: messenger RNA, 306 nt
Organism: Rotaria sp. Silwood1
Lineage: Eukaryota; Metazoa; Rotifera; Eurotatoria; Philodinida; Philodinidae
Source: the annotation of a GenBank genome assembly
AUGCUUGUUAAAUUAAUUCGUCCUUUUUUGAGAAUCAGAUCGAUUAAUGUAAAAUAUAUUCCUUGUCAAAGUUUAACUACAUCAAAUGUAUUAUUUGAGAAAUCUUCUUCUGGAAAAACUCCUGGUGCAUCAUCAAAGCCUACUGAAAAAAGCGAAUAUUCAAAAAAUGAACAAAUAAAUCAACGUCAUCAAAGUGAAAAUAAAAACACAAAUCGAGCUGAAUCUGAUGUUGAACAAGAAAGAUCUCAACAAGAAGGUCCAGCUGAUAAAAAAGCUGAACGAAUAUCAUCAAUUAAUACUGAUUAA